GUGGUUUGACGUCAUCACGCUGCGUCGCCUGCUCCUAGACACGUGAACAUACAGUUCUAUGUAAACUGUGUUGUGUUGUAGGUGUGACGCGUGUGAUGGUUGAGAAGAUGGGGGCCAAAGGUCAAAGGUAUUUUAAGGCGUCCGAGAAGCCGGGGAAGAAACGUGGCGCACAGGGAAGCGGUGAUGGUGCGGUUAAGAGAGCGAGACUGGACGCCAUGACCGUGGGUUAUUACCGCCGCAUCUGUGACCGACUGAAGGAGGGAUUCACAGAAGACGAGGAGAGAGAUCUGUUCGUGGAGAACGUUCUGUCAGAGGUGAAGGGCAAAGCUAACGUUGUCGCCAUGGACAUGACUGGCAGUGUGGCUCUGGAGAAGCUGCUGUCAUUGGCCAGAGUCGUCCAGGUGGGGGAGGUGCUCGCGGAGCUGGGCGGAGACACGGGGUCAGAGUUCAGACGUGUAGCGUGCGAUCCGUGCGGAGGUCAUGUGAUGGAGAGCGCUCUGAGACAGACGCACAGGUGGACAGAGGAAGGCGGAGGUGCAGAAGAGAAAUCCGAGGCGGAAGAAGAGGAUUGUGGGACGUUGGAGGUUCAGGUGCAGCGUCUGUGUGGAGUGGUCAGAGAAAACAUCACAGAAUUCAUCAAAGAUCCACACGGAUCUCACGUGCUCCGAACGCUCAUACAUGUGCUGGCAGGCUGUUUGACUUCAGAGCCGUCUGACGCUCAACAGGUGAAAAAGGACCGAAGAUCCACAAGCGAGAUGACAGAUUUUGAGAUUCCGGCAUCGUUCUGGUGGGAGCUGAAGCAUCUAUCUGAUUCUCUGAUGGAAAACAUCAACGUCUGCGCGACGAAUCCCAGUGCCAGCGCCACUCUUCAAACGCUUCUCACCGUCUGUCACAGGAAGAGACCCAUAUUGUGUAGAAAGCUCAACAAGGGCAUUAUGGGAUACCUGACAUCACUCAGUUCUGCUCCUGGAGUCAGUCCCCUCCUGGUGUUUCUGAAGGAUCCGUCGUGCAGUCAUCUCAUUCAGACGGUUUUUAAGUUCUCUCAGAAAGCUCUGCUGCGUGACGUCUAUAAGAAUCAUCUGAAGGAGCAGCUGAUGUCUCUGGCUCUUCAUCGCAUCGCAAACUUCACCAUCCAAACCCUGAUCGAAGUCUCCAGCGGUCUCAAACUGUUUCUGAAGAUCUUUGAUGAGCUGAUGGAAGGCUUUGAGGCAGUGCUCGCCGCCGGUCACAUGGGUGUUGUCAUUCAGCUUGCAGAGAGCUGCGUGCAGUGGGAGGAGAGACAGGACACACUGAUGCAGCGCCUCCUAAAGGCCUUUCACUGCAGCGACCCAGCAUCACGUCACACAUCAUGUCUGCCUCUGUUUCUGUCUUUACUGGCGUAUGAAGUGCAUUACCAGACCGAGACAGCAGGAGACGCCACCGUCACACAGCAUACUCUGUCCAUAUGUUAUCACGGGUCUCGGCUUGUUCAGGCUUUGGCCAAGUUUAAAGAUCGAUCGAUACUGAUGAACAGUCUUCAUGCUCUGAGUUCGGCGGAUCUGAGGACUCUGGGGACGGACAGCGCCGGCAGUCACGCUCUGCAGGCUCUGGUGACAUCAGCCAGCGAUAAAGGCCGGGGAAAGUUCCUCAGAAAGCUGGAGGAGCUGUACAUUCCGUUGGCCUGUUCGAGAUGCGGCAGUCGUCUGCUGGAGGCGGUGUGGAACAGCGCCACCGUCAGUCAGAGACAAAGCAUCGCUGAAAAACUGGUGUCCAGUGAGAAUCAGCUCCGAUCCGAUCAGUUCGCACGACACGUUUGGGCUAAAUUCGGUCUGACGCACUUCACGAAGAGGCGAUCGGCCUGGCUGGAGGUUCAGACGGGAGAGUCGAAGAAACUGAAGAUGUUUCGUGACAUUCUGGAGUAACGGCGGUUUCUCCAUCACUCGUUUCUUCUUUAAUUAUGUUAAUUCUCCUAAUUGUACGGUUUCGUAAAUAAAAACAUCAGGAACA
Triplophysa dalaica is the source of this 1986-nucleotide messenger RNA. RefSeq names its product nucleolar protein 9. Gene Ontology annotation, biological process: endonucleolytic cleavage to generate mature 5'-end of SSU-rRNA from (SSU-rRNA, 5.8S rRNA, LSU-rRNA); ribosomal small subunit export from nucleus; endonucleolytic cleavage in ITS1 to separate SSU-rRNA from 5.8S rRNA and LSU-rRNA from tricistronic rRNA transcript (SSU-rRNA, 5.8S rRNA, LSU-rRNA). The transcript has 12 exons. The record is from RefSeq and is a predicted model, not a curated record. Gene Ontology annotation, molecular function: RNA binding. NCBI's taxonomy places the organism in Eukaryota, Metazoa, Chordata, Actinopteri, Cypriniformes, Nemacheilidae. Gene Ontology annotation, cellular component: preribosome, small subunit precursor; nucleolus; 90S preribosome. Bases 96 to 1901 code for a protein of 601 amino acids.